AUGCAGAGUGGGACUGUGCUGAUUCGUAACGCCAACGAACUGAUGGACUAUAGUAAAGGGGAAGAAGAUGUAGUUGAAAAGCUAAUAAAAUCUCUUCAUGACGCUGGGAUCAACGCCGUGGUUUCGGGUGGCAAAUUUGGCGAGAUGCACAUUCAUUUCUUGAACAAAUACAACAUAAUGGGCGUGAAGAUUCAAAGCAAAUUUGAUCUUCGUCGACUUUGUCGAACAGUGAAAGCAGCUGCUUUGACGAAAUUAGUAAAAACUUUAAAAGCUGUGCCAAAAAGCGAAGAUAUAGGGCACUGUGAUCACAUCUAUGCAGACGAAGUUGGUGAUACUGAGAUUACGGUCUUCAAACAAGAGUCAUCUUCUAGUCGCGUUGCGACAAUCGUUAUCAGAGGAUCUUCAGAUAAUGUGAUGGAUGAUAUCGAAAGAGCCAUUGAUGAUGGUGUUAAUGCGUACAAAACUUUAACUAAGGAUGCGAGACUGCUGCCUGGCGCUGGUGCUGUAGAAGUGGAACUAGCUCGUCGGAUUGACUCAUAUGGCGAAGUAUGUCCCGGUCUCGACCAAUAUGCCAUUAAGAAAUUUGCAUUGGCUCUAGAAGCGUUACCAAAACAGCUGGCCGAUAAUUCUGGAGCUCGAUCGACGGUGGUCUUGUCGAAAUUGUACGCGGAGCACCAACAGAACAAGCAGCACAUGGGAGUUGACUUGGAUUCUGAGAAAGAUGGUGUCAUAAACGUUGUCCAAGCCGGUAUUUUCGACUUGUAUUUGUCUAAACUGGGAGCGAUUCGUUUAGCUACCAACGCUGCUUGUACAGUACUGAAAAUUGAUCAGAUUAUAAUGGCGAAACAGAGCGGAGGCCCAAAGCCAAAGACAAAAGGUCCUGACGAAGAGGACUAA
Soboliphyme baturini is the source of this 897-nucleotide messenger RNA. Lineage: Eukaryota; Metazoa; Nematoda; Enoplea; Dioctophymatida; Soboliphymatidae. The record is from the annotation of a GenBank genome assembly.